This is a messenger RNA of Mugil cephalus (flathead mullet), 7123 nucleotides long. It is a transcript of the gene eif4g1a, whose product is annotated as eukaryotic translation initiation factor 4 gamma, 1a. Gene Ontology annotation, cellular component: eukaryotic translation initiation factor 4F complex. Gene Ontology annotation, molecular function: mRNA binding; translation initiation factor activity; protein binding. The transcript is spliced from 32 exons. NCBI's taxonomy places the organism in Eukaryota, Metazoa, Chordata, Actinopteri, Mugiliformes, Mugilidae. The record is from RefSeq and is a predicted model, not a curated record. The coding region runs from base 495 to 5786 and encodes 1763 amino acids.
GCGUCUUGGAGGCGCACCGGCUCCACUCCGCAGCAACAUCGCAGUAUGGCCUCGCUCUGAGCCUCCUACACGGCAGCUGUGUACACACCUUACCGGCAAUCCGUCACCAUCGACGCCUUGAUCAUGGACCUCCGGUCCAGAGGCUUUUUUCGGGGCCAUCGGAAUUGUCAAUAGUACUCCCGAAGUACUAUAUUAUUUGAUUUUGAGCACUGUCACUUUUGCACGCCCGGGGAUUUAAACCUAAGUGACAGUUGUAGCCAUACUCACCCCAUCUGCCGGUUAGCUAACUAGCUCGCUAAGUCAUUAGCCAAGAAGGGCAUCUCUUUUCUGCUGGAGUAAAGGACAAGGAAACUACGACACCGCUACUUAAAUUAACAGAAGACUGACCCGAGGCUGACUCCUCGAGUUUCUAUCUUACGACACAGUCGCUGUUAAUUCUUGGAAGGCUGGCAACACACCUGCCACCCUAAUGCAGAACCAUAAAAGAACGUGAAAUGAACAAACCACCACAGCCUAUAACGGGACCCACUUCUGUCCCAAAUCCUGCCCCCUCCCCUGGAUUGACACAGGCUGCCUACGGCCCUGGACAGCCCCCUUCUCUUGUUUUUGCCACCCCUACACCACCACAAAUGAGCUCUGCACCACAGCCAAGACAGUUUGCUGCAGGGCCCCGUACUUUGCACCAACAGGGUGGAUACAGAGCGUUACAGAGUUACUAUCCAAAUCGAGCCACCAUGGCCACCAGUGCUCCGAGGGUACAGACGAGUAGUGGCCCUCGACCUGUUGGACCCACUCACGUCUACCAACCUGGCUCACAGAUGAUGAUGAUUUCACAGCAACAGCUGAAUUUUGCUGGCUCUCCUCAGGGCUACUUCAUCCCUCCUGGACAGUACCGGCCCCCAUACAUGCCACCUACCCAGCAGUACCCAGUGACCAGUGGGACAGCAGGGUUCUACCCAGGAACCAGCCCUGCUGAGUACCCUGGCUUUGCAGGAGCUUACUAUCCAGCUCAGCCGCAGUACUCCCCAUCUGUCCAGCCUACACCGGUCAUGAUCAACCCCGCCCAGCCGCAGCAACAAGCCCCGCCUCCUCAGCAGCCACCCGCACAGUCACAAGGCCCACCAAAGAGGGAACGCAAACAGGUAAUAAGAAUACGAGACCCCAACCAGGGCGGCCGUGAUAUUACAGAGGAGAUCAUGUCUGGUGGAAGGUCCACCACUACACCGACUCCCCCACAGACCACAACACCUGAUGUAAGUCCUGCACAGACCAAUGGGGAAGUUGCGCCGCCUGUUGUUUCAGUGACAAGAAGAGAUGAAAACACAGAGCUCGCUGCUAGUGCUGAAACCCCUCCGCCUCCCGCUACAACAAACACGGAGCCCGUUGUGGAGGCCAAACAGGAAACGGACAGCCAAACGGCCCCACCUGUCGAGUUAGCUGCGCCAUCUGUAGCGCCCGUGGCCGCUACCGAGGAGCCAUCCUCAUUGAUAAAGGAACAGCCGUCUCCUCCUCCCCUCCGUACAGAAGCGGCACCUGCCACCGCUCCUGCCGAGGUAGUAAACAAAGUCAGUGCUAACGCCGGUGACACAGUAGACGCCCCUGUCGCACCUUCAGCACCAUUAGCACAAGAGGCACCGAUGAAAACGGUGGAACCACAGGCUGCUCCGGUUCCGGCUUCAGCCCCGGCUCCAGCUUCAGCUCCAGCUCCAGCUCCAGUUUCUGCCCCGACUCCAGCUUCAGCUCCAGCUCCAGUUUCUGCCCCGGCUCCGGCUCCGGCUCCAGCUCCAGCUCCAGCUCCAGCUCCAGCUCCGGCUUCGGCUCCAGCUCCAGCUCCAGCUCAAGCUCCAGCUCCAGUUCCAGCUCCGUCUGAGAAGGCACCAGAAAAAGAAGAAGUGAAAACAGAGGAAAAAGAAAAAUUGAAAAAAGAAGAGCAGGUACCCAGCACUAAGGUGGAGCCUGAAGUUGAGGUUGCGGCAACAGUUAGCCCCGUUACCGUGGCAAAAGAGGAAACUGCCGCAAAGACAGAAGCUGAAGCCUCCCAGCGUCCCCCUCCUGUACAGGAGCCUGCUGCCCCGCCGGCCCCGGACGCUGACGUCAGCGCCGCCCCCGAACCUGAACCCACACCGGCUGAAACAGCAGAGCCUCUUCUGUCCAACGGCCUCCCUCAGGAGUCUGAAGAACUGUCUGAGGAUAUGACCUUUUCAGGCACUACACCCCAUGACAAGCCCGAUGCGUCUGUAUCUCAGGAAUCCACACCUGUGGGUAAAACGGAAACACCAGCCCAGGAGGCAGAGGAGGAGAAAGAGAAGGAGGAAGAGUGGAAGAAGAAAAGUGAGGACGUCCCACCUGCCUCUGUUAACUGUCCAGAGGAAUCUAUGCAAGCUGCUACAUCUGUGCCAAAGAAGAGGAAAAACAUGAAGGAGUACAACAAGAAGGCGGCCAUUGGAGACCUCCUGGAUGCCUUCACAGAGGAACCGGCCAAGCCUGUACCCGAACCCCCAUCUGCUCCGGUCAAUCCUCCAGCUCCAGUUGAAAUUCCAGAUGAGAAGUUGGCAGAUGAGACCUGGGAGGAGAAAGAAGACAAGCAGAACGCAGAACCUGACAGCACUAAAUCCACACCAGAGCCAACUGAGCAGAAAUACCAGUACAAAGGUAACCAGGAACAAUGGAAGCCGAUAGACCCAGAGGAGAAGAAGCGGUACGACAGGGAGUUCCUCCUGGGCUUCCAGUUCAGCAGCGCCAGUAUGCACAAACCCGAGGGCCUGCCGAGCAUUAGUGAUGUGGUCCUGGACAAGGUGAACAAGACUCCACUGCGUCCUGCUGACCCAGCUCGACUGAUGAACGUUGGUCCAGAUUUCACUCCCUCUUAUUUGGGGAAUCUCGGAAGCAGAUCUGUGGGAGGACCACGAGGCCCGCCCCCUGGGCCACGCCGCUCUCAGCAGGGUCAGCGGAAAGAACCCAGGAAGAUCAUCAGCAGCAUGUCCCUUAACGACGACGUGCAGCUCAACAAGGCUGAGAAGGCCUGGAAGCCCUCUGUGAAGAAGUCCGCUCGCAGCCGCGGCCCAGAGGAGACGGAAGAAGACGACUCCGAGCAGGGCAAGACUGCAGCGCUAUUCAAGCGCCUGCGCAGCAUCCUCAACAAGCUGACCCCACAGAAGUUCCAGGAGCUGAUGAAACAGGUGACGGAGCUGACGAUAGACACGGAGGAGAGGCUGAAGGGAGCCAUUGACCUCGUCUUUGAGAAGGCCAUCUCAGAGCCCAACUUCUCUGUGGCCUACGCCAACAUGUGUCGCUGCCUUAUGGGGGUGAAAGUCCCCACCUCAGACAAGCCAGGAGUUUUUGUAAACUUCCGCAAACUGCUGCUUAAUCGCUGCCAGAAAGAGUUUGAGAAGGACCAGGAUGACGACGAGAUCUUUGAGAAAAAGCAGAAGGAGAUGGAAGCUGCCAAAGAGGGAGAGGACCGUGAACGCUUGAGGGUGGAGCUGGAGGAGGCCAGAGACAUAGCCCGACGCCGCUCACUCGGAAACAUAAAAUUCAUCGGCGAACUGUUCAAGCUUAAGAUGCUGACAGAAACCAUCAUGCACAACUGUGUAGUGAAACUACUGAAGAAUCAUGAUGAGGAGUCUCUUGAGUGUCUCUGCAGACUGCUCUCCACCAUUGGAAAAGACCUGGACUUCGAGAAGGCCAAGCCUCGUAUGGAUCAGUAUUUCAAUCAGAUGGACAAGAUCAUCAAAGAGAGGAAGACCUCAUCCAGGAUCCGCUUCAUGCUGCAAGAUGUCUUGGAUCUCAGAAAGAAUAACUGGGUACCUCGGAGAGGAGACCAAGGGCCGAAGACAAUUGACCAGAUCCACAAGGAGGCCGAGAUGGAGGAGCACAGGGAACAGAUCAAAGUUCAGCAGCAGCUCAUGUCCAAGAAAGACGGCGGUGGUGGAGGAGGAGGAGGAGGAGGAGGCGGUGGAAGCAGGAUGGGAGGCAACAUGGGAGGCCGAGGCCCUCACACACCGGGAGGCGGCCGGGGUAGCCAGCCUCAGGAUGAGGGGUGGAACACUGUGCCCAUCUCCAAGAACAGACCCAUCGACACUACCCGCCUCAGCAAGAUCACAAAGCCUGGUGCUCUGGACUUCAACAAUCAGCUGUUGGCUCCGGGCGGCAAAGGCAUGUGGGGAAGUUGGGGAAAAGGCAGCAGUGGAGGAAGUGGAGCUAAGCCAGCGGGCGGAGAGCAAGACUCUGGACGCCCGGCUACAAGCACUCUCAACCGCUUCUCGGCCCUGCAGCAGUCGGGCUCGUUGAUGUCGUCGGCAGACUCUGAUCGCAGAGUUCCUCAGAGGUCAAGCUCCAGCCGUGAACGCGGGGGCGACAGAGACAGGAGUGAACGCGACAGGGAUCGAUUCGACAGGUUCGAACGCGGCGAUGGGAACCAGAUCAGUAAGAGGAGCUUCAGCAGAGAGUCCCAGGAGCGCGGCGGCAGGAGCGGAGACAGCCGAGCCUCCGUUGAACCCGUGCGCCGCGUUGCCAGCAUGACCGACGACAGGGACAGAGGAAGCAGGGAUAGAGGAAGUAGAGACAGGGGAAGCAGAGAUAGAGGAAGCAGAGACCGGGGAAGCCGGGACAGGGGUCCAAGCAAAGAUCUCACAGCUAAGCGUGAGAGUGCCCCCACUCCUCCUCCGUCUCUUCCCAAACCUGCUUUGUCAGAAGAGGAGUUGGAGAAGAAGUCGAACGCCAUCAUUGAAGAAUACCUCCACAUCAAUGACUUGAAGGAGGCGCUGCAGUGUGUGGCAGAGCUCAACAGUUCCUCACUGCUCUAUGUGUUUGUGCGGAACGGCGUGGAGUCGACACUUGAACGCAGCACCAUUGCUAGGGAGCACAUGGGUCUGUUGCUGCACCAACUUAAAAAGGCGGGGACUUUGCCCACACAGCAGUACUACAAAGGGCUACAGGAGAUCCUGGAGGUAGCGGAGGACAUGGCCAUAGAUAUACCUCACAUCUGGCUCUACUUGGCUGAACUCAUUACCCCCAUGCUCCAUGAGGGAGGCAUCCCUAUGGGACAGCUCUUCAGGGAGAUCUCCAAGCCUCUUGUUCCUCUGGGGAUGGCCGGAGUGCUGCUGGUACAGAUCCUCAAGCUGCUCUGCAAAGAAAUGACGCCCAAGAAGGUCGGGACUUUGUGGACGGAAGCUGGGCUUAGUUGGAACGAAUUCUUGCCCAAGGACGAAGACGUCAACAAGUUUGUCACUGAUCAGAAAGUGGAGUUCACCACAGGAGAGGGACUGGAGUCAAAGGAAGUCGCUAAGAAGAAGGUCUUUACUGGGGAGGAGCUCGGCAAACAGCUGGACAGACUCCUGCAGGACAAAGCCGACAACCAGCGGAUCAGAGACUGGGUCGAGGCCAACCUGGACGAGCAGCAGACCGCUUCCAACCAGUUUGUACGGGCAUUGAUGACAUCGGUGUGCCAGUCUGCCAUCAUAUGUGACAACCCGUACAAGGUGGACGCUCAGCAGAUCAACCAGAGGGCCAGUCUGCUGCAGAGAUACCUGUGUGACGAGCACAAAGAGCUGCAGGCCCUUUACGCCCUCCAGGCUCUGAUGGUGCACAUGGAGCAACCUGCAAACCUGCUGCGGAUGUUCUUCGACGCCUUGUACGACGAGGACGUCAUUAAAGAGGAGGCCUUCUACAAGUGGGAAUCCAGCAAAGACCCCGCAGAGCAAACGGGCAAAGGUGUGGCCUUGAAAUCAGUCACCGCUUUCUUCACCUGGCUCCGCGAGGCCGAGGAGGAGUCUGACAAGGACUAAAAGACUGAACGCCGCCCCCCUUUGGCACAGCGGGCGCUCUGCAGCCGGCCGUGGAAACUUAACAGACAAUGUUGCCCGAGAGGCAGACUCAAAUCAGUCCUCAAUGAGGAUAAAUCUUUAUUAUUAUUCUUUACUUUGAGGGAUGGACUCAGAAAACAAUCAUUUCUCUCUACUCUCCCUCUCUUGCUUCCUCAUUGUCUCCCCACCUGCUUGUCACAGCAAGUGUCCUCAUUGAAUAAACUUGAAAACUGAUUCAGCAGGAUUGCUUGUUAACGAGGUGUGAAGUAUCCCACAUCACUACGAAACCUUUUUUUUUGUCACAUAUAAACCAACGGGCUGCUUUUUCAUCACUCUAGACUAUUACAAUAAUGCCUGACAUCUGAAAUGAUCUGCAAGAAGAAAGCGCAGGGUGUGAGGGUGUAGGGGGUGAGGGUGAUGGUGGGGGAGGGGGAGUGGGGGCCUCCCUGCCUGGUGGGUGUCGUCAUGCCAUAGUGUGUGUGUGUGUUCAGUCCAAACACGGCUCUUACGUCUUUGUCCUUUACUGGAGUGUGCAGCAUGACUGAAGUGUGUUUCUAUUAAUGAUACCGUGGACAAAAAACGGCCACAGACAAAAAAUGUACAAAAAACUAAUCUUAAUUUGAUGGAUGGAGUUUUUAAAGAAAAGGUUGUCUAUUUUCCUGUUUCCUAUCAUGAACUUGCAGAGGGCAAAUGUCGACCUUUGACCUUGACUACUAGGGGGUGGUCUUAAUGCUUCCUCUAAGCCAUCCUCUCCCAUCCCCAGUAGUGAACCACACUGACUGACUUUUCAUCUUUACCUCUUCUGUACUUAAACCUGAGCUGAUGUAGAGGACACUUAAUGACCCAAUCACCGUUAAAACUUGAAAUCCACAGAAAAUUGACUUGAUGACAUAUAUAAAGGUAAAAAAACAAAAAAAAAACAAAAAAAAAAAACAAAAAAAACACACACACAGAAAUGAUCCGAAAGCCUUUUCUACUUUAAGUGGAAACAAAUUUCAGGAGCGUUCUGUAAAUAUAUAAUUAUAAUAAUAAUAAUAAUGAUAAUGAUAGUUAAAAGAAUAACUUUUUUUCCAGUUUUAUUUUUCAGAAACAAUAAAUGGCUGAUGUAAUUGCAGUGUCUCCUUUUCCAACAGAAGCCACAGUUGUCCAGAUGCAGAGAGGUGCUUUAGUUAAUCCAUUGAUUAUUAGUUUUAUUGGAAUUUUGUAAAUAUUUUUUGUUUCUUUUGCUUUCUUUAUUUAAGAAAUUAUUGCUUCUUUUGCAUCGGAAACUGGAAAUAUGAGGUUACGGAACAUUGCAAAUAAAGGACUUAUUAAGUUGG